ACCUCCAGCUAAUUCCAACCAAUACUAGACGCCAUUGGGCUUUUCCUUAUCCUUUGAGGAAAGCUUGCUUUGACUAGUUCUUGCCAAAAGAAAGCUUGCUUUUACUUGUAUGCUGCUUGUUUAUAUUUUCUCCCUUACAAACAGGUAUGAAGAAUGGUAUUAUAAAUUCGGAUUCCAUAGAAGAGAUUGCAUAGCAGAAAACUAUCAGUGCAGCACAAGGAUAAGCUUUUAGGAAUCUAGAAAGAGAUGUAUGUAACAAGGCCUCUUUCUAUGUACAAAAAGUUUCCUUCAACUCUUGCAUUACCUCCACCCGAGGGUCCCAAUUCCGGUAUUCUGGUAAUCCUAGAUGAAGAAGCAGAACCAACUUGUUGUUUUGGAUUGUGCAAAAGCCAUGAACUAGAUGGCCUGCCUUUCCCUCAAAACAAGAAGAUAGAGCUCCGCUAUUCAAGCGGUUCAGGACAACAUGAACACGUUUAUCAUAAACCUGUUGCAUUCAUUCCUGUUCUUGAUCAGCCGUUGUCCUCUAAUCGGUACUAUGUAUUGAAAUCUCGAGGAAGGCAUAAAGGGGAAGCAUUUACGAAUUCAACAGAGGAGGAUGCUGUCACUUGCUGUUUCUGCAAGUGUUUUCCCGACAUUGAGCCACAGUAUGCAGAUCAUCAUGACAUAUAUCAACAAUUUGAGAUAUGUCCUCGAAGUAGGGGUGGCUUUGUUGCCAAAUCUGUAGCCCCAGAUGGGGUCCCUCCAAAAUUCUUAAGGAGAAAAGGCUGGGGAGUAUCCAUCUCAACUCCUCAUGGUUUCAGAUUAGGUGAAGCACUCGGACUUGACACUGCCCUCCGAGCCCGCCUACCGGAAUUCAACGUCCCAUUAUCUUGCAAGAGUUCAGAACCUGUGGUUGUUGGAAAAUGGUAUUGUCCUUUCAUUUUUAUCAAAGAUGGAAGACCAAAAGAUCAGAUGGCUAGAUCAAUGUAUUAUGAAAUGACACUCGAACAAAGAUGGGAACAAAUUUAUGCAUGUGACAAUGGCUAUAAUGAAGAUAAUGUUGCGACAGUAGAUGUUACAGUUGAAAGAGAAGUAGUUAGAGUUGAUGGGAUGGAGGCUUUGCAAAACAUUGGGAGGGAAAUGCUUGAUGGGGUGAUGUGGUUUAGGAGCUCUAACCAAGUGGGAGGGGAAGUAGCUGUUGGGUUAAGUAUGGCAAUUUUUGAGAGAAUGAAGUGGGAACAAGAAAGGUUUGGGUGGACUAGUGGGAAUGAAACGCAAGAGAGAAUUAAAAGAGUAGAGGAAUCUGGAAGAGAUGGUGGGUGGAACAAAUUUGGGUGUUAUGUGUUGGUAGAAAGGUUUGUGUUGAGAAGAAUAGAUGGAAGUUUGGCAUUGACCUAUGAUUUCAAGCAUACUCAUCACAUUAGAAGCAAAUGGGAAUGAUGGUUUCUGCAAUUUUUUUUUGUUACUCCAAGAAGUUUCACCGAUCAUGAUUGUCUAAUUUGAUUUACAUUAGUAGAGUGAGAAUAUAAUUAGGUGAUUGUAAUUGUAAUGAAGUUAUUCUUUUUUCUUUGUAUUUUCCAACGAAAUUUGUUUUGUCUUGUACAAAGGACAUCAUUUAUUGGCAAAAGCUCUAGAAAGACAGAGAAAGGAUGCAAAAGGAA
Theobroma cacao (cacao) is the source of this 1640-nucleotide messenger RNA. RefSeq lists its product as uncharacterized. The record is from RefSeq and is a predicted model, not a curated record. Lineage: Eukaryota; Viridiplantae; Streptophyta; Magnoliopsida; Malvales; Malvaceae.